AUGAAGAAACUCGGAUUUUGUGUUGUUUUUGGUCUGCUAGUGUGCAGCCAACUGUGCGAAACUGUUGAAGCUUCUUCAUUUCAAAUAUUCAACCCCUUCAAUUUGUUUCAACAAGCCUCGCAGUCUGUGCGACGAAUGACGCAACUUUUCAAGACCAACAAUGGUGAACCGUCCGACGAGUACGUAGUUGACGACGAAGAUUAUGAUGUGGACAUGGCGGACCGAGUGGCCUCUUUGGUCAGCAACAGCCUCGGAAAUAAGAGCGGUCAAAAUAAAAACCAGAAAACCCAGCAGAAAACGCAGGAGCAGCAAUCGUCGGGGCCAGGGCUUUUCGGCGGAUUCAUGCGCCUCUUAGGUCUUGACUCCUCCAGACUGGGCGCCAUCGCCGUCAACGCGUUUAUUUACAUUUCAGAAAUGAUUGCUGCAUCUUUGACAAACCGGCAAGCAAGCAGAACGGGCAUGUGGAAAGGUUGGGCGAGGGACGCAAAAGACGCAGAGGAGCCUGAAGGCACGCCGUUCUCGUGGUUACUGGACAAUGUCAGCCCAAAGAUAUCAGAGGCACUCAAGCUGGCGCAAGACCCAGUGCUGCCGGAGCUGCUCAUAAGCUUGUUGAAGGGCCGAUCAAAACGCUCGCUGGACGCCCUGACCAACGAAGGCCCGACGCACUGUCUGCAGCGCCUAAUGUGCCAGGUCGCUCCAGUUUUGCACGGAAUGCAGAAGACAGUGAGUCGCGCAAUCGACUUGACCAAGACGCAAAACCACGCUACCGCCCCGGAGGAGGACAAAUCGCCCAUGACCACUCUGUGGCGUUUCAUGCCCACAAGGGAGGAUCUGGUCAAACAAAGCGAUGUUUGUGAGGCUGAAUAUCCCCAAUGCAAAUUAUACGACUAUUAAAUUUUGGUUUUUGCUAAUUAUUUCUAGACGUUGAAACCAGGGAUUAAUUUAUUUAUGGUGGAGGUUUUAAAAGGCCAAAUAAAAUUGAAUUGAGUGUUGAUUUUAAUAAAAAAUUUAAUGAUUUUCCA
This is a messenger RNA of Neocloeon triangulifer, 1022 nucleotides long. RefSeq lists its product as uncharacterized. Bases 1 to 894 code for a protein of 297 amino acids. NCBI's taxonomy places the organism in Eukaryota, Metazoa, Arthropoda, Insecta, Ephemeroptera, Baetidae. The record is from RefSeq and is a predicted model, not a curated record. The transcript has 5 exons.